GAGACGACGUAUUGUUGUGCGCGUCGUUUUGUGGCAAAUAUUUUUUUUGUUGAUUACGCUCGCAUUACGCCAGUUGUUAAUUAAUUAGUUUUUCAGCAUACAUGAGUGAAUGCAGUUUGAAAGAAAAAUGCUCGCCUGUCAUUGCAACUUCGACGCCCAUAAUUAGGCACCACAUCUCUCUCUCUCUCUCUUCGUCUCGCUCCCAAAUCGCCAAUCAAUUGCGGAGCAGAAGCAACAGCUGAAAGCAACCAAAUUUCGCUCUAGCGAUUUGUGUGUAAAUAGCCAACAGUGCAAAUAUUGCAGGUCAACUACUGCAAAAAGAAAAAAAGAGUGCCUGUGCUUGUGUUUGUGAGUGUGUUUGUGUUCUUGUGUAUGUUUUACAAUGCGCGCCACAAUUGAGUUUGAAGAAUGCCUAAAGGAUUCGCCGAGAUUCAGACAAUUCAUAUCCAAGGAGGAGGCGGAUAUUGAGCAUUUGGAGCAGCGGCUGGAGAAAAUCAUCAAGCUGUGCAAUGUGGCCGUCGAUUCGGGCAAGGAAUAUGUCAAGAAUCAGAGCGCGUUUGCCAUGUCCUUGUGGGAUCUGCAGCAGCAUUUUCUUGAUAAUAAGAAUGCGCACAAUGCGCUGGGCAAACUGAUUCAUUGCUUCCAGGAAAUGAACAAAUUCCAUACGAUAUUAUUAGAUCAGGCCAAUCGAACGGUGCUGAAAAAUCUCAACGUAUUUGUCAAAGACGAUAUUAACCAGGUCAAGGACUACAAAGGACACUUCCUGAAGGUCUCCGAGGGCUAUGACAAUGCGCUCAUUAAGAACGCUCAGGCUGGCAAAAAUCGACCGCAGGAGGUUCAGGAGGCAGCCAAUAUAUUGUCUGCCUCAAAGUCUUGCUUCCAACACACUGCUUUGGACUAUGUCAACUAUAUUACGCUAGUGCAGGCCCGCAAGGUGCCUUCCAUACUGUCGACGCUGCUGGACUAUUAUCAGGCGUGCGUGACCUACUACCAUCAGGGCUUUGAUUUAUGCAACGACUUUGACGAGUUCUUCAAGAAUAUCAGCGAGGAUUUGAAUGCUCUCCGCGGCGACUAUCAGCAGCUGGAGAAGGUCAUGCAGAAUCGGCACAUGAGCGUGAAUCGCUAUUGCGAUUCAAAUACGAACAGUGCCUCGCACAAUGUCGAGGGCUAUCUGUUCAAGAAGAAGUCAAAGGGCUUUAAGACUUGGUGUCGACGUUGGUUCUACCUCAGCGAUAACCAGUUGGUCUACAGAAAACGCAGCAACGAGGAUUCGUUUUCGGUCAUGGAGGAGGAUCUGCGCAUCUGCACGGUGCGGCCGGUGAGCGAAGGCGAACGUCGGUUCUGCUUUGAGGUCAUCUCGCCAACCAAAUCUCACACACUCCAAGCGGACUCAGCGGACAUGCUCUCACUUUGGAUAUCGGCGCUGCAGCACAGCAUUGGAGCAGCUAUACAACACACAUCGACACAUCACUCACGACCACAGUCGACGAAUGUGCCGAAUGCGCUGCCAGCGAAGCGACGCAUCCACUGGGAAGAGUUCUUGAAAAUACCAGGAAAUGCGCAGUGCUGCGAUUGUCGUGGCUCAGAUCCACGUUGGGCUUCCAUCAAUUUGGGUAUCACGCUGUGCAUCGAGUGCUCUGGUGUGCAUCGCAGCCUGGGCGUCCACUACAGCAAGGUGCGCUCCCUGACGCUGGAUGCCUGGGAGACGGAGAAUGUCAAGGUGAUGAUGGAGCUGGGCAAUGAGGUCGUCAAUCGCAUCUACGAGGCACGCAUCGGUGACGACUGUGAGCUGAGGAAGCCAACGGAGCAGUGUGAGAUUGGAGUGCGCGAGGCAUGGAUUAAGGCCAAGUAUGUGGAACGGCGAUUUGUCUGUGGCAUGCCCAAGCCACAGGAUUUGCUGGCCAGUGAAACUGCCGAGGUGCUCAGCAUUGAAAGUGGUGGAGCGAAGGAAAAUAAUGAGGGCGAUGGCGAUGGCGAUGGAGGUGGUGGAGGUAGCAGUGGCAGUGGCGGCGUCGGCCUCGGCGGCAUUGGACUUCUUGGCAAGCGUGCAACUCUGUCGCUGGGCGGCACACGCAAGUGGACAGUAAAGAAGCUACGACGACGACGCCAGCAGCGACCAUUGCCCAAGACCCUUAGCGAUGAUCCCAGCAUAUACAAUUCAGCUAAAACUGGCGACGAACUGGACGAUGAUGAUGACGACGAGUCCAUAAACAUUCCCUCAAUGUCGCUGAGUAUAUCGCGCGAUGAUUUGAUGGUCAUUGGCGAUGAUCUGGCGUUGGAUAGCUAUGAGACGCCCGGCAUCUUGGGCAGCGAUCAGGAGAGCACUGAAGGCGAAUCUGAUGCGGAACAACCGGAGGAAGUGCCCUUCACCCAGCUGGAUGCUAAUCUCUUGCUGUACAAAGCAUCCGUUGUGCAUAAUCUUCCCGUUAUGUGCAUGGCCUUUGCCUUGGGCGCCGACAAGCACUGGAAGAACGCGCAGGAUCGUCAGCGUUCCUUUUUGCAUCAGGCCGUGCUCUCCGGCUCAGUGAUGGCUUGUGAGUAUCUGCUGCUAAAUGGAGCUGCCAUCAAUGCUGUCGACGAGCUUGGCUAUAGUGCGCUGCACAUAUCCACGGCCAAAGGACACAUUGCACAGGUGUAUUUGCUGCUAAAGCAUAAGGCAGCCUACGAUCUGUCCUCCAGUGAUGGCAAAAUGGCGCUGGACAUUGCCGUUGACCAGAAGAAUGCGGAUAUUGUUACGCUUCUGCGCCUGACGCGCCUCAACGAUGAGAUCGGCUUCAACGAUGAGUACAAUGGCGAGGAUGAGACCUACAAGGAUGUAAUGAAGGAUUUCUCCAAUUUUGCUGCGAGCCAGCCACGCAUGUUGCGGCAGCGCAACGAUUCCAAUACGCUCGAAUCGCAGCGCAGUUCGCUGACCAACUCCGAAUAGCAGUGGGAGAGGGAGGCCAACCGGCGAAACUAACAACUUACUCGUUACAACAGAUAUUCCAAUGUUUAGCUAAAUGCUUUGUAAAAUCGUCUGGCCUUUGUGCGCUAUGCCGCUAAAUGGUUAAACGGUUCAUUUAUGUGCUGGCAUUUAAAGGAGGCGGCCAACUCAAAUCUGUUUUAGACUAUAUGCAAUCUCUUGAAAACGUCGCUUUUGAUAUUAAUACAUUGCAUUUCAGUUUCGUA
Molecule: messenger RNA, 3168 nt
Organism: Drosophila grimshawi
Lineage: Eukaryota; Metazoa; Arthropoda; Insecta; Diptera; Drosophilidae
Gene: CenB1A
Product: arf-GAP with coiled-coil, ANK repeat and PH domain-containing protein 2
Exons: 10
Coding region: 383-2926 (847 amino acids)
Cellular component (GO): cytoplasm
Molecular function (GO): protein binding; GTPase activator activity
Source: RefSeq, a predicted model, not a curated record